AAAUUACGUCACUUCUCUCGGUAAUGGAAGUCCGCACGUGUUGAGCAAGUGACUGUUUACAGUAAUUGUUACUUAUAUACUUUAGGUGGCAACAAAAAACUUAAAUAUUGUAGCUAGAUCUUUGGUCAAACAACAGCGAUGCCGAAAGUGAAGAAGUCCAGAGGCGGAGGAGGAGAGAGGAGCGGAGGAGCCGUGGCGCUCGCGGACCAGAUUCUGCAGGCGGACACGGUCCGAGCCCGGGGCCGGGUGAAGAUCAGAGACAGCCGGGCAGAAAACGAAGACACAUACGUAGACGAGCGUCUGUCGCGGAAGAUCUUACAACAGGCCCGAAUUCAACAAGAGGAGCUUCAGACCGAAUAUGGCCCGCCAGCAGAGAAGAAGAAAGCACCAAUCACUGUUCUCGGGUCUGACGCUCAGGAUGCAGACUCUGACGAGGAGUGGCCAGCACUGGGAGCAGCAGGUGCUGUCGACGGUGAUGUUGAGUGUGACACCGAAGUCGUCGUCGACCCUGACGACGAGAAGGCCAUCGAGAUGUUCAUGAAUAAAAACCCUCCAAUGAGACGGACCUUAGCUGAUAUCAUCAUGGAGAAGAUUACAGAGAAACAGACUGAGGUAGGGACAGUGAUGUCAGAGGUGUCGGGAUGUCCAAUGCCCCAGCUGGACCCGAGGAUAAUAGAAGUGUACAGAGGUGUCAGCAAGGUUCUGUCAAAAUAUCGCAGCGGUAAAUUGCCGAAGGCUUUUAAAAUAAUCCCAGCACUUUCCAACUGGGAGCAGGUUCUGUAUUUGACCGAGCCUGAGACCUGGACUGCGGCUGCCAUGUACCAAGCAACGAGAAUCUUCUCCUCCAAUCUGAAAGAGCGAAUGGCCCAGAGGUUUUACAACCUGGUGCUGCUGCCCCGAGUACGUGACGAUAUCGCAGAGUACAAGAAACUCAACUUUCACCUCUACAGCGCUCUGAAGAAGGCGCUGUUCAAACCAGGAGCAUGGUUUAAAGGUAUACUGAUUCCUUUGUGUGAAUCUGGGACAUGUACUCUCAGGGAAGCCAUCAUCAUCGGAAGCAUACUCACAAAGUGCUCAAUCCCUGUGCUCCACUCCAGUGCUGCAAUGCUUAAGUUGGCAGAGAUGGAGUACAACGGUGCGAACAGCAUUUUCCUGCGUCUCUUACUUGACAAGAAAUACGCCCUGCCUUUCCGUGUCCUAGAUGCCUUGGUGGCCCACUUCCUGUCCUUCCGUAGUGAAAAACGUGUGCUUCCUGUUCUGUGGCAUCAGAGUUUACUCACUCUGGCUCAGCGCUACAAGGCCGACCUGGCCUCCGAACAGAAGACAUCCCUGAUGGAGCUACUCAAGAUACAAACGCACCCCCAGAUCUCUGCAGAGAUUCGCAGAGAACUGCAAAACUCAGAGUCAAGGGAUAUUGAAAUUGGGCUCCCUGUUACAGUUGAAAUGGACUGAGGAUUCAGUCUGUUCUGGCACGUCCUCCUCCUCCUCUGAUGCAAAUGGUGUUUUGUUCAACAUGAAAAAAGUUCCAUCUAACUGCAUUAUUCUUUCUGUGCUAUCAAAGGACAGUUUCAAAGAUUGCAAUGUCUCAUUACAAUGUCUCAGCAGCCUUAAUUCUGUUAAUUCUGACAAGUUUGCACAUUUUAAAAAUGUACAGCAGUAGUGAUGUAGAUGUUAUUUCAUAUCAUGAAUCUUUUCCUGCAGUGAUGGCUCAGAAAUACAAAGACUGGGAUUUGUGUAUUUGAUUAAUAGCAACUUUGUUGUUUUGAAGCAACAAGAUGGAUUAAAAACAAACUGAAUUCUUAAAGGUUGGUCAGGGAUCAUGUGUUAAUCUUACUUUGUGUUCACAACUGUUUAAGCAACAUGAUGGAUGGUGAAAUAAAGUUAACACAGCGUGA
Micropterus salmoides (largemouth bass) is the source of this 1895-nucleotide messenger RNA. RefSeq names its product bystin-like (gene bysl). Gene Ontology annotation, biological process: rRNA processing. Gene Ontology annotation, cellular component: preribosome, small subunit precursor; cytoplasm; nucleolus. The record is from RefSeq and is a predicted model, not a curated record. Lineage: Eukaryota; Metazoa; Chordata; Actinopteri; Centrarchiformes; Centrarchidae. The coding region runs from base 139 to 1452 and encodes 437 amino acids. The transcript is spliced from 7 exons. Gene Ontology annotation, molecular function: snoRNA binding.